CACCGCUUGAUGGGCGUGGCCUAAGCCGGUGGGCCUUAUAGGCCGCCGUAAUCUGCCCCAGCUGUUUCUUUCGUUGUCGCUGCCUGUUUGUCUGCCGAGGUUUACGGAAGUGUGCGCGUGGGUAGGAUGGCGGUGGCGGAGGCUAGCGCUAGGUACUCGGAAGGAGCGAGUGCUGCAGCUCGGCUAGAUCCGCUCUCCCGCUUCACCUGCCCUGUGUGUCUGGAGGUGUUCGAGAGCCCCGUUCGGGCGCCCUGCGGUCACGUCUUUUGCAUGCCGUGCAUUCAGGAGUGUCUUAAGCCGAAAAAGCCAGUUUGUGGAGUUUGCCGCAGCACCCUGGCUUAUGGCAGCAGAGCUCUGGACUUGGAAAAGCAAAUUGAAAUGACAGAGACUACUUGCAAUGGCUGCAAUAAAAAAAUGUACCUCUCAAAGCUGCGUAGUCAUGCAGCUUCUUGCAUGAAAUAUCAGAACUACAUUAUGGAGGGUGUUAGAGCUGUGACUAAAGAUCCACCACAGGAUACAAGGAGUGUUCCAAAUAGGUUUACAUUUCCAUGUCCUUACUGCAAUGAGAGAAACUUGGACCAGGAAGGACUGGUUGAACACUGCAGAAAGUAUCACAGCAUGGAUGCAAAACGAGUGGUAUGCCCAAUUUGUGCUUCCAUGCCAUGGGGAGACCCAAACUAUAGAAGCGCUAACUUCAUGGAACAUCUCCAGCGACGACAUCAGUUUUCCUAUGAUACAUUUGUGGAUUAUGAUGCUGAUGAAGAUGAUAUGAUGGCCCAAGUUCUGUUGCGUUCCUUGAGAGAUCAAUGAACAAAAUGCUUAAUAGGGAAAUGCGCCACAGACACUACUUGCCUCCAAGAAUCUUGGGCAUCCAUAAACUUAAAAGUAAACCGUGUCUCUGGGUUCUGGUUCCUGCUGUAUCCAUACGCAUUGCUUUGCCAUCUCUUCUAGUGGUCCUUCCCUUGCUGCCCAUCUGCUGCAGGAUGCCUUUGUUCCUUCCAGCUAACUUUAGGAUAGUCUUCUCUACUUUGAUUUUCCUUCCCUUCAGUUCUUUUGAGGUCUACAGACUAACUCUCCAGGAGCAUUGCAAUAACUUGGCCUGUGACCACCCUCCUCAGAUGUUGUUGCAGUCUUGAACAUGGACCAGCCUUUAGAAACUCAAACUUACUUGAGAUGUGGAAGACCUGGUUAUUAGACUUAGAUAUUGGAAGCAGGUUUUAACUUCAUGAUUUCUCUAGACAAAUGGCAGACGUGACUCCAUUUCUGGAUUUACAAAAGCUAGUUCAGUUAGCCCUUAAACAUUGCAUAUAGUCUAGCUGUGAGCAAGUUACUACACUUUCAUAGUAGGCCUAUGUUUUAGUUCAGCAAUUGUACAGUAUCUUCUGCUGGACUUGCUUCUGUAAGUUUAGAGGUAAUUGGUUAAGGUUAACUGCUUUCUUGAUAACUUAUUUUUCUAUCUCUUGACAUAUAUAAAGUUCAUUUGCGAAGUGUGA
Messenger RNA from Hemicordylus capensis (graceful crag lizard), 1493 nucleotides. RefSeq names its product ring finger protein 114 (gene RNF114). Lineage: Eukaryota; Metazoa; Chordata; Lepidosauria; Squamata; Cordylidae. Gene Ontology annotation, molecular function: ubiquitin protein ligase activity. The transcript is spliced from 6 exons. Gene Ontology annotation, biological process: protein polyubiquitination; ubiquitin-dependent protein catabolic process. The record is from RefSeq and is a predicted model, not a curated record. Bases 127 to 810 code for a protein of 227 amino acids.